This is a messenger RNA of Manihot esculenta (cassava), 873 nucleotides long. Its product is annotated as HVA22-like protein e. The coding region runs from base 197 to 628 and encodes 143 amino acids. The record is from RefSeq and is a predicted model, not a curated record. Lineage: Eukaryota; Viridiplantae; Streptophyta; Magnoliopsida; Malpighiales; Euphorbiaceae. The transcript has 5 exons.
UGCCACGUUUCAUCAGGCGUCCAAUAUAAGUAUCCCCCGCCCUUCACAAUCAAUCAUCUUCUGAAUUCCUCUCCACUCAUCCUUAAUACCUCCAAAGUCCGAACCAUUUUCCCAUCUCUUUUGUCAGUUCUUGACCUGUUUUGUGUCCGUUUCAUUUACAAGUUACAACCCACAGAGAAGCAGGAAGAGUGAAAAUAUGAGUCGUUUGUGGACGUUGCUUACUCAUGUUCAUGCAGUUUCUGGGCCAGUGUUGAUGUUGCUAUACCCCCUAUAUGCAUCUGUGAUGGCCAUAGAGAGCCCCUCCAAAUUGGAUGAUGAACAGUGGCUUGCUUAUUGGAUCAUCUACUCUUUUCUUACUCUCACAGAGAUGAUCCUCCAAUCCAUCCUAGAAUGGAUACCUAUCUGGUACACAUUGAAGUUAGCGUUGGUGGCAUGGCUAGUUCUACCGCAGUUCAGAGGGGCAGCUUUUAUAUACGAGAGAUUUGUGAGGGAAAAUAUAAAGAAAUAUACAGGAGCAAGAGAUCAUCAGCAUCAUUCCCAUCAAAGUUCCCCCAACGGCAGUGGCAAGGCCAAAAAGAAAUUUGUUCAAUUCAUAACCCCAAAGAAAGGAGAGCAGGAGCCUUACUGAUGAGGAAGAAGUGAUGAAGAAGGGUUUUUUGGUGGUGUGGAUUUAGAUUCAAUUAGCACAGUUGUGAAGUUAUGCUUUGUUCUUUACUUUAAAUUGCUGAUUGUAAAUCUGUCAAUGGUGAUGUCAUAGCGGUAGUAGGAAGGAUGGCAGAUGUUUUACCUAACCUUACUUGACUGUAACGCGUUCAUAUCAUUUUCUUCUGUAACCGUCUUUUUCAAGUCAAUACAAGCGCAGUUUCCACUCCU